AUGUCGCUCAAGCGCUUGCUUAAUCCUGAGGAUGGAACUGGUGCUGACAAUGCACGGGCACAAAAUCGCUCCUUUUCGCAAGAAGGAAGGCUAGAUAGCGCUGAAAUCGAACCCUUCUAUUCUCCAAGUCCCUUUGAGAGGGAUACUCUUCUAGCAGGGCCUUCCUUUCAAGCCCAUCUUUAUGCAGACAGCCAUGUCUUGCCCAAUCUACCAGCCGAGACGACUCUUUCGAGCCAGGAAGACCUUUUCGUUGGCUUUGAUCAGAGCUGGUUUUCUCAAGCAGAACCUGAGUAUGUCAUGCCAAUCAGUUCCACGCCUGCUGUGAUUUCCAUCGAUUCGGUGGGGGGUCUUCAGGAGGGUCUUCAGGGGGUUUUCAAUGCAGGCGUUGAGGCCUCUGUCGCAGAAGAGCUGGUAUGUUAUGGAAUGUUUUACAAUGAGAAGGUCAAGCUUGUGGGACAGGGCGAAGAGCUACAGAAAAGGUUACAAGAUAUCAGGAAUGGCGGCUCGCACUUUCCCAGAAGCCAAACCCUCCGAGUCCAACCAUCAACUGAAUUACAGCUGUUCCUCAAAUUUGCCGAUAACGGGGAUUUGGGAUACCUCUGUGAGAAGAUGGAGCGCGGGUUGAAGGAUCUUGCCAUGGAACCUCUUAUUGAAUUCGAUGCUCUAGUGAAUUUACAAAUCCUCGGUGAUGCGAUCCGACGGGCUCAAAAGCAAUCCGAUGCUGCGAUCCGUGUAGAUGUGAAUAUUUACGGACCAGAAGCAUCUCGUGACAGAGUGGGAAAAUACCUCUCGGAUAAGGGCCUUUUUCUACAGCCUCCCAACGAGCGGCGUAGGGGAACGAGAUAUGAUAACCCACAUAUUUUACAAUUAGAUGAUUUGGGUGGAUCAGACACAGAGGAGGACAAUUCAGACAGCGAUGUUGCCUCUUCUGAUGCAUCUUCAGAACAAAACGAGGAUUUUCAAGAGACGAUUGCGGAAGUCUUCAACUCGUUGACCCGAUCAGAUGAUCUCCGUGGAGUCAGGGGAAGCGAAGGCUUGAAUAGAACUUUAUAUCCGCAUCAAGAAGAGGCUUUAUUUUUCAUGUUACAGCGAGAAACUGGAGAUAUACCGGACAAAUAUCGCCUUUGGCAGCCGGAAAUCAUCGAUGGAGCACAAAAGUACCGACACGUCAUCACCAAAGCUCAACAAGAUGAAUUGCCAGACGAAAGCGGAGGAGGUAUUCUUGCGGAUGAAAUGGGAAUGGGGAAAUCUCUGACUACCUUGGUGUUGAUCGAAAAGACGCUGAGUGACGCGCUUAAAUGGGCAGAAGAACGUAAGACUCAAUCAGAUGAUUUGAUGGCCAAACGACACUGUCGAGCAACUCUAGUCAUUGUCCCUUCUCAUGUCCUAAUCAAUAUGUGGACUAGAGAAGUAGAAGAGCACUUGGACGGCAGCUUACGAGUCUUCAAAUAUCACGGAAAGGAUCGAAAAAAGCAUCUGAGCGAAAUAGAGCACUAUGAUAUUGUUAUUACUACCUAUAACACACUUGCUAGAGAACAUGGCAUAAAGAACAACGGUGGUAGUCAAAGCCCUCUACAUGAAGUUGAGUGGUAUCGUGUGGUUCUAGAUGAAGCCCACAUGAUUCGUCGCCAGGCUACUACUUUCCAUCAUGCAGUGCGUGAUCUAUCCGCAAAAUCUCGUUGGUGUUUGUCCGGAACUCCAAUUCAGAAUAGUUUAAUCGAUCUCGGAGCACUGCUUGUUUUCAUACAAGCAAAACCAUUCCAUCACCUGGGAAUCUUCCGUUAUUGGAUUUCCAAUCCGUUCGAAGCGAGAUCAACCAGGCAUCGCGCUAUUGAGAGACUUGCUCUGCUACUCGAGGGAAUAUGCCUGAGACGCACAAUCGAGAGAGUAGCUCUCCCAGGUCGACGAGAGGAGACACAUGUAGUCGAGUUUACUCCGGCUGAACGCAAGCAUUACAAGGACACAAACAGGGCAAUGCAGCGUUUUAUUAUCCAAAAGGUUGGAGAAUACAACGAACAAAAAACGUUUGGCAUGUUCCAGAUAUUUCUCCAGCUCCGGAGUCUUUGUAAUCAUGGAACAUAUCAACGUCCCUUCUCAUGGACUAAAAAAAUUCUGUUUGACGAGGAGGCGGACCCUGUCUGUUCAAUCACGCGUGAUAGUCUGGCUCGUUGUGUCGGCUGCAGAGAGCCCUUGCCAUUAAUUUCUAGCGAGAGUAGGCCGGCAUACGCCGAAAAUUGCAAACAUGUUCUGUGUCAGGAGUGUUCCCCAGCGACAGAAGAUUCCUCAGAUCCCGGUAUACGACCUAAUUGUCCGAUAUGCAAGUCUCAAAGGGUCAUGCCAUUUUCCUUGAGCCGCAAUAACCACCCUCAAUCUCGUGAAUCAACGGACACAGAAAACGACGAUGAUGGCUACUUGCGGUCAAAUGGUUACUCGUCCAAGAUGACCAUGCUUGUAUCGGACGUACAGAAAGCCUUGAAUACUACUAAAAGUAUUAUAUUUUCUUGUUGGACAAGAACACUCGACCUCAUCGGAAAACAUUUGAGCAGCGCCAACAUAGAAUAUGCUCGUAUUGACGGCAAGACACCGCUGUCUCAGCGCCAAAAGAUUCUCGAUAGUUUUGAUCGCACUAGGAAUAUUCCUAUUCUGAUAAUGACUACGGGCACUGGAGCUCUUGGCUUGAACCUCAAAUCGGUAAACCGAGUCUUCAUCAUAGAGCCCCAAUGGAACCCUGCUGUUGAGAGCCAAGCCAUUGCACGCGCAAUCCGCCUCGGGCAAACAGAGCAGGUAUUAGUAAUUCGCUACCAUGUGAAGGGAAGCAUCGAGGAGAACAUGUGCGAGCAACAAACGCAAAAACUGAAGAUCAGCAAGAUGGAUUUCAGAAAGGACUUUUUGACCAUCCCGUCCAGUGUUUCCAACGCCGAUAGUGAAACUGUCUCCGGCCAAGCUACACCAGAAUCAUCAUCUGAUAUGACGACGUAA
Talaromyces marneffei is the source of this 2979-nucleotide messenger RNA. RefSeq lists its product as uncharacterized. The transcript has 11 exons. Gene Ontology annotation, molecular function: ATP binding; ATP-dependent chromatin remodeler activity. The coding region runs from base 1 to 2979 and encodes 992 amino acids. NCBI's taxonomy places the organism in Eukaryota, Fungi, Ascomycota, Eurotiomycetes, Eurotiales, Trichocomaceae. The record is from RefSeq and is a predicted model, not a curated record.